This is a messenger RNA of Purpureocillium lilacinum, 1890 nucleotides long. The record is from RefSeq and is a predicted model, not a curated record. Lineage: Eukaryota; Fungi; Ascomycota; Sordariomycetes; Hypocreales; Ophiocordycipitaceae.
AUGUAUGCGUACAAUAAGCCCAUCAAGGCCAUGGAGCCUCCCCAUGUCACGGUAAUUGCCACCCUGCUGUGCUUGAGCUACGUCGCGGCGCCGUCUGCUGGCGCGGGGCAAUGCGACUACUACAUUGGCGUCGACGUGGGCACAGGCUCCGCCCGAGCCUGCAUCAUAGACGAGACGGGCGACAUCAAGGCAUUGGCCUCGGAAAACAUCAAGCUGUGGCAGCCCGAGACCGGCUACUACGAGCAAUCGACGACAGACAUUUGGCAAUGCAUCUGCGAGUGUGUGCGCCGCGUCGUCAGCGAGUCCAACGUCGACCCUUCUCGCAUCAAGGGCAUCGGCUUCGAUGCCACAUGCUCCCUAGCUGUCUUCACCGAGGACACUGACGAGCCCCAACCCGUUACCGGGCCGGACUUUGCGAACGAUGGACACGACCGCAACGUCAUUCUCUGGCUGGACCAUCGUCCCGUCGAGGAGACGGAGAAAAUCAAUGCCACCAGGCAUAAGCUCCUCAAAUAUGUCGGCGGCAAGAUGAGCAUUGAGAUGGAGAUCCCCAAGGUCCUCUGGCUCAAGAACAACAUGCCGCCGGAGCUCUUCGCGCGCUGCAAGUUCUACGACCUGGGUGAUGCCCUUACUCACUUAGCUACGGGCAACGAGGCGCGCAGCUUCUGCAGCACCGUAUGCAAGCAGGGCUACGUGCCCGUUGGUGUCGACGGCAGCGAGAAGGGCUGGCAGGAAGACUUUUUUGAGACCAUUGGUCUUGGCGACCUGACCAAGGACAAUUUCAGGAGGAUGGGUGGCGUCAAUGGUGUAAACGGUUCUUACUUUAGCGCUGGUGAGAGCGUCGGCACCCUUAGUCGCCAGGCUGCCUACCAGCUCGGCCUGCCCAUGGGCAUCGCCGUCGGUAGCGGCGUCAUUGAUGCGUAUGCUGGCUGGAUUGGCACCGUUGGCGCUAAGGUCGACCUCGGUGACGACGAGCUCAACGCCAACGUUCCGCACAACGACUUGUCGCAAGCGUUUACCCGACUGGCCGCCGUUGCGGGCACCUCGACUUGCCAUUUGGCCAUGUCCAAGGACCCCGUCUUCGUUCCUGGCGUUUGGGGCCCGUAUCGUGACGUGCUUCUGCCGGACUACUGGCUGGCCGAGGGAGGGCAGUCAGCCACGGGCGAGCUUCUGCGACACAUCCUCGACAUCCACCCGGCGUACAAUGAGACGUGCGCGCUGGCCAAGGCCGAGGACAAGCACAUCUACGACUUCCUCAACGCGCACCUCGAGUACAUGGUUGAGAAGCAGAAUGCGCCGGGCAUCCCCUACCUGGCCCGCCACCUCUUCUUCUACGGCGACCUCUGGGGCAACCGGUCACCCAUUGCCGAUCCCAACAUGAAGGGUUCCAUGAUUGGCAUCGACAGCGACAAGAGCACCGACAACAUGGCCCUGUGGUACUACGCCACCAUGGAGUUCAUCGCCAUGCAGACGCGGCAGAUCAUCGAGCAGAUGAACAAGUCUGGGCACGAGAUCUCGUCCAUCUUCAUGUCGGGCUCGCAGUGCCAGAACCCGGUGCUGAUGAGCCUCAUGGCCACCACGUGCAGCAUGCCCGUGCUGAUCCCGCGGUACGUGCACGCCGCCGUCGUGCACGGCGCGGCCAUGCUCGGCGCCAAGGCGGCGAGCCACAACGCCGACGACGGCUCGGAGCCCGAGACGCUCUGGAGCAUCAUGGACCGCAUGAGCAAGCGCGGGCGGCUGGUCGAGCCCAACAACGACGCGGGCGAGAAGGCGCUGCUGGACGCAAAGUACGAGGUCUUCCUCGAGAUGUGCAACUCGCAGCAGGCGUACCGCAAGCGCGUGGACAAGGCGCUCGAGAAGUGGGUGUCGGAGUUUGGCGGCGACGAGUAG